Boleophthalmus pectinirostris (great blue-spotted mudskipper) is the source of this 1148-nucleotide messenger RNA. RefSeq names its product transmembrane protein 234 (gene tmem234). The record is from RefSeq and is a predicted model, not a curated record. Lineage: Eukaryota; Metazoa; Chordata; Actinopteri; Gobiiformes; Gobiidae.
UCAGUGUUAUGUAUUUUCAGUUACUAAGACAACCUUUAAAGACACAAAAAGAAAUCAAUACUUAAGCUAUUUGUGUAAUUUAUUGAGCUCGUCUCGUUUUGCAACAACUGCGUUUUCUUGAAUGCGACUUUAAGGGACCUGCUACAGUUUGUUUACAACAUGGUGUCUGUAGGGGAGCUGCUGUCCCUGGUGCUGGUGUCUGUGCUGUGGGGUUGCACCAACCCACUCCUGAAGAGAGGUACUCAGGGCAUAGAGACCGUGGCUCGGUCCAGCAGAGUGGCCCAGCUCCUGGCCGAGCUCAAGUUUCUCCUGCUCAACCUCAGUUACAUUGUGCCGUUUCUCCUGAACCAGAGUGGGUCUUUGGUAUACUAUUACACAUUGUCCACAACGGAAUUAUCUGUCGCCGUUCCUGUGACUAACUCGUUGACAUUUCUUUGCACUUUGAUAACUGGAAAGGCACUGGGAGAAGAAUUUGGAGGAAAAUAUGCUGUUGCAGGCAUGUUCCUAACCAUGGCCGGUAUUACUCUGUGUGUCAUGAGUUCAAUGGACCCAUCGAAACAGAACAAGACCUAAGUUUCGCACUAACUAUGGUGAAUCUUCCCUAUUGGCUACGUGCAGACCGUUUAAUACAGCAUUUAUCUGCACUAAGCACGACAAAGGGUCUGAACGAUUUGAGAUGCCAUUGAAAUUCAAACAGUGUCUCCUCCGCUUCAGAGCCUCUAUCUGGAAUUCUUGACAAAGAGGGUUCAUUUAAGGUUCAGUUAGGACUUUAAGUAGAUUUAUGACACAAUGAAAAUGGAGGCUGUUAACUUGUAAAACUCAUCUUUGCUCUGUCCGUGGGGCAGCAGCUGAACAAGUCACAUAAAUAGGACAAAAACAUUUUAGCAUGUGGCCUAAUAAUUGGUGUGGGGUGUUUGGGGUGGAACAAGCUAAUUGGUGUUGACAGCAAAGAUGUUGUCGAGCUAUUAGUCUUUACAUACUACUGGGUCUUUCUACUUGAUCAACGAUGAAUUAAUAUAACAAAGCUUUUAUUUAUUUUUGUAAUAUUGCAAAUGUUUAUUAUUGUACAUGUAAGAUAAGAUAUUGUAUAUAUUUUAUACUUUGAAAUGAAAUGAAAAUGUUGAAUUAAAUGAACGCACAUGGCACAA